This is a messenger RNA of Cladocopium goreaui, 1110 nucleotides long. Lineage: Eukaryota; Dinophyceae; Suessiales; Symbiodiniaceae. The record is from the annotation of a GenBank genome assembly.
AUGUGGCAGUCCAGGAAGCGGCUGCGAGUUGCCAGUGUCGGCUUAGUUGCCGUUCUCGUUCCCCUCCUUUUGAGGUUUCGAGAUGUCAAUGCCGCAGCAAUGCCUUGGAGGCAAACUCAUAAUCUACCGCUCGGAUUGAGCACGAGACCUGCACCACCAGCAGCUUGCAGGAACAGUUUGUGCACUCGGCCAGGAGGAAACCAAAUCAGGACCUCCUUGUUUGCUGCCCCACCUGGUGUUGCAAAUGCAGGUCUGCACGUUCCACGGGUAGCUCUGCUCGUGCUUUUCAUCGCAGUGGACACUGGACAGGCUUUAGUCAUGGACUGGGCUGAAAAGAGAUCCUGGAUGGAACGUGCUGGGCGGCAGUACUCUCGCCAAACAGCCUUGGUAGUAGAAUCGGGACUUUCAGUUGUGACAGGCCUUGUGGUCUCUUCGUUUCUGGGUGCAGACAAACUCAGUGCUCUUUGGCCUCUUUGCAUCAAAUUCUUUCCUGUUGCCCUUUGCUUUGCUGUUGGCCUCUCGCUGAAGAUGAUGGCUGUGGACCACUUCCAGGCCGGCACGAUCAAGAUUGUUGGCCAAUUGCGGUUGGGCCUCGUGGCCCUGGCGUCCACCAUCAUCCUUUCGAGAAGGUAUUCUCCGCAGCAGUGGAUGGCCAUUUCUGCGGUCACGGUCUUUUGCAUGUUGUUUGUGCAGGUAAAGGGCCGGGGCAGGAAGCGCCAAGGGAAAGAUGCCAAGUGGACAGGGUUGUCCCAGCUGUUGGGCUGGGUAUGCAUGAAUGUGGUCGGUGGCACGCUGGCAGAGAAAACGUAUAAGAGUAGCGACGUGCCGUACUACAUCCAAAAAAGUGCGCAGGACAUGGGGCACUUGGCCACAUCGCUCCUGAUGCUCUUUUUAGUGGUUCCUCAUUUCAACCCGAGCGAGGACAUCAGAAAUCCAUCCGUCCGUCCGGAUGGUUUCUUUGAUUCUUGGGAUGUGCGGACAUGGUUUGUUGUUGGCUUUCUGUUCUUGGAUGCAUGGAUCUCGAACUUGCUGCUGAAGGAGUUCUCUGGCGUCACUAGAGGAGUGGCCAAAGCAGCUGGAGUGGCUAUAGUGUGCGACACCUAUGCAUGA